ACAGCCCGGCGGGGAAGCGAAACCCAGGUCACCCGGGGGCAGGAAAGGGGAACCGGCGCUUUCCUGAACAGCGAGCGCCGCAGCUGCCGCCCGGCCUCGCGGUUUCGAAUGCCUAAGUCAAAGGAACUUGUGUCUUCAAGCUCAUCUGCAAGUGAUUCAGAUAGUGAAGUUGACAAAAAGGCAAAGCGGAAAAAGCAAGCAGCUCCAGAAAAGCCUGUAAAGAAACAGAAGACUGGUGAAAGUUCAAAAGGUGCAGCUUCUUCUAAGCAAAGCAGUAACAGAGACGAGAAUAUGUUUCAGAUUGGCAAAAUGAGGUAUGUCAGUGUUCGUGACUUUAAAGGGAAAGUCUUAAUUGAUAUUAGAGAAUAUUGGAUGGAUCAAGAAGGUGAAAUGAAGCCUGGCAGAAAAGGUAUUUCUUUAAAUCCAGAACAAUGGAACCAGCUGAAGGAACAGAUUUCUGAUAUUGAUGAUGCAGUAAGAAAACUGUAAAGACAGAGCCAUACAGAAACUUUUAUCAUUUUAGUUGUUUUAAGCGGUCUUUUUACAUUGGCUUUUGUUUUCUAAAAUAUUGUUUUCCAAGCUAUUGUAUAUUUGGAUUGCAAAACGAUUUGUAAGAUGAAUACUUUUUUUAUGUGCAUUAAAAGUGUAUUCUGAGUGAGGCUAUUUGUGUAUACUUUACUAAAAGAAAAUGUGUUGCUUUCACUUCAUGGUGUAAAAUAAACAAAUCAAGUACUAUGUAAA
Molecule: messenger RNA, 741 nt
Organism: Apus apus (common swift)
Lineage: Eukaryota; Metazoa; Chordata; Aves; Apodiformes; Apodidae
Gene: SUB1
Product: SUB1 regulator of transcription
Exons: 5
Coding region: 109-489 (126 amino acids)
Biological process (GO): positive regulation of transcription initiation by RNA polymerase II
Cellular component (GO): nucleus; transcription regulator complex
Molecular function (GO): transcription coactivator activity; DNA binding
Source: RefSeq, a predicted model, not a curated record